This is a messenger RNA of Colletotrichum higginsianum IMI 349063, 540 nucleotides long. RefSeq names its product ORMDL family protein. Lineage: Eukaryota; Fungi; Ascomycota; Sordariomycetes; Glomerellales; Glomerellaceae. The transcript is spliced from 3 exons. Gene Ontology annotation, cellular component: endoplasmic reticulum membrane. Gene Ontology annotation, biological process: ceramide metabolic process; intracellular sphingolipid homeostasis; negative regulation of ceramide biosynthetic process. The record is from RefSeq and is a predicted model, not a curated record. The coding region runs from base 1 to 540 and encodes 179 amino acids.
AUGGCGGAACCCGGUGCCCGCAGAAGGAGAUCUAGCAGCAUUCUCCAAGUUCAUUACGAACCGCAGGAGACUCUCGAGCAGAUAAGUGACCAGGCCGUCGUGCCCAACCUCAAUGCGAACUGGGUCAAUGCCAAAGGCGCCUGGACAAUUCAUUUCGUCCUUAUCUUGUGCCUAAAGAUAUUCUACGAUGUCAUGCCGGGCGUGUCACAGGAGACAUCCUGGACUCUGACGAAUAUCUCGUACAUGUUUGGCUCCUACAUCAUGUUCCACUACGUCCGCGGCGUGCCUUUCGAGUUCAACGGCGGCGCGUUUGAUAACCUAAACAUGUGGGAACAGAUUGACGAUGGUGCGCAGUACACCCCGGCCAAGAAAUUCUUGCUCAGCGUCCCAAUCGUUCUGUUCCUACUCAGCACACAUUACACCCACUACGACCUGGCCUACUUCAUCAUCAAUUUCCUGGCCGUGCUGGCAGUCGUCAUCCCUAAACUGCCUUUUAGUCAUCGAAUGCGAUUCGGCCUUUUCUCCGAUUCCGACUAUUGA